Messenger RNA from Psammomys obesus (fat sand rat), 1152 nucleotides. It is a transcript of the gene Dmbx1, whose product is annotated as diencephalon/mesencephalon homeobox 1. The record is from RefSeq and is a predicted model, not a curated record. The transcript is spliced from 4 exons. Bases 1 to 1152 code for a protein of 383 amino acids. Gene Ontology annotation, molecular function: RNA polymerase II transcription regulatory region sequence-specific DNA binding; DNA-binding transcription factor activity, RNA polymerase II-specific. Lineage: Eukaryota; Metazoa; Chordata; Mammalia; Rodentia; Muridae. Gene Ontology annotation, biological process: regulation of transcription by RNA polymerase II.
AUGCAGCACUAUGGGGUGAACGGCUACUCCCUACACGCUAUGAACUCACUCAGCGCCAUGUACAACCUGCAUCAGCAGGCAGCCCAGCAGGCCCAGCAUGCUCCCGACUACCGGCCGUCGGUGCACGCGCUCACACUGGCGGAGCGCCUAGCCGGCUGUACAUUUCAAGACAUCAUCUUGGAGGCCCGUUAUGGCUCCCAGCACCGCAAACAACGUCGUAGCCGAACGGCAUUCACAGCCCAGCAGCUUGAGGCCCUGGAAAAGACCUUCCAGAAGACUCACUACCCAGAUGUGGUGAUGCGAGAGAGGCUGGCCAUGUGUACCAAUCUGCCUGAGGCCCGCGUGCAGGUGUGGUUCAAGAACCGCAGGGCCAAGUUCCGAAAGAAGCAGCGCAGCCUGCAGAAAGAGCAGCUCCAGAAGCAGAAGGAGGCCGAGAGCUCCCAUGGAGAAGGCAAGGUGGAGGCCCCAGCCUCAGACACACAGCUGGAGGCACAGCAGCCUCCCAGUCUGCCCAGUGGUGAUCCCCCUGCUGAGCUUCAGCUGAGCCUGUCGGAGCAGUCAGCCAGUGAGUCAGCCCCUGAAGAUCAGGCAGACCGAGAUGAGGACUCCCGGGCUGGGGUCGAGGAGCCUAAAGCUGAAAAGAGCCCUGGAUCUGAGAGCAAAAUGCUGGGCUGCAAGAGGGGCAGCCCGAAGGCAGAUUCCCCAGGCAGCCUGGCUAUAACUCCUGCGAACCCUGGGGGCAGCCUCCUGGGCCCAUCCCAUUCCUACUCCUCAUCCCCGCUCAGCCUCUUUCGUCUACAGGAGCAGUUCCGCCAACACAUGGCAGCCACCAACAACCUGGUGCACUACUCCUCUUUUGAAGUGGGUGGUCCGGCCCCCGCUGCCGCCGCGGCCGCAGCUGCUGCGGUGCCCUACCUAGGUGUCAACAUGGCCCCCCUGAGCUCCCUGCACUGCCAGUCCUACUAUCAAUCCCUGUCAGCAGCUGCUGCUGCUCAUCAGGGUGUCUGGGGGUCCCCAUUGCUGCCGGCGCCCCCCACAGGCCUGGCGCCUGCCUCCGCUGCCCUGAACAGUAAAACCACGAGCAUUGAAAACCUUCGCCUCAGGGCCAAGCAGCACGCUGCCUCCUUGGGACUUGAUACGCUCCCCAACUGA